This is a messenger RNA of Microtus oregoni (creeping vole), 5942 nucleotides long. It is a transcript of the gene Nvl, whose product is annotated as nuclear VCP like. The transcript is spliced from 24 exons. Lineage: Eukaryota; Metazoa; Chordata; Mammalia; Rodentia; Cricetidae. Gene Ontology annotation, molecular function: ATP hydrolysis activity; RNA binding; preribosome binding. The record is from RefSeq and is a predicted model, not a curated record. Bases 67 to 2622 code for a protein of 851 amino acids. Gene Ontology annotation, biological process: ribosome biogenesis. Gene Ontology annotation, cellular component: nucleus.
AUCGGGUAAGGUGGCUGCCGCAGGCUUUGCAGCUAAGGUGAAGUGCCCGCGGUUGGCCCCUGCAGCAUGAAGCCCAGGCCUGCGGUGUUCAUAGACGGGAAGCUGAAGCAGCGGGUCAUUCAGUACCUCACCAGCAAUAGAUGUGGCAAAUACGUGGACACUGGGAUCUUAGCGUCUGAUUUGCAAAAAAUGUACAGUGUAGAUUAUGGCCGAAGAAAAAGAAAUGCUUUUAGGAUUCAAGUAGAAAAAGUAUUUAGCAUCAUUUGUAGUGAGAAAGAACUUAAGAAUCUUAAAGAAUUAGAGGACAAACAUCUGGCAAAAAGAGCAAGACAAGAUGAAGAUGAUGAGUACACUGAAAGCUAUUCUGAUGAUGAUUCAGACAUGGAAGAUUACCCAGACCCACAGUCAGCAAAUCACAUGAACAACUCCCUGCUGUCUUUGUAUCGGAAAGGAAACUCUGACUCUGUUUCAAACACUUCGAAGUUGGACCAAGGAGAAGCCACCACUUCAACACCAUUGCUGACUUCUAAAACGAGCAUCAUGCCAUUGAAGACCCCUGCCAGAGAAUCUGAGGGAGGAUGGUUUAUUGACAAAACCCCAGGUGGAAAGAAAGACAGUCAUCUCUUGGACCUAUCAGAUGACCAAAGCAACUUAAAGCCAGAUUCUGAGAUACAGAAUUUAAAAGGUUCUCUUCUGGAAAGUGAUAAGAAAAGGAAAGGUAGGCCAAAGGGGAAAGGAAACAAAAGAAAGACGGCGGAUCUUCAGGAAGUAGAUGGAGAAAUAGAAGCUAUUCUGCAAAAGAAAGCUAAAGCAAGGAGUGUAGAGUUGCAGAUUUCCAGUGUGAAGUUUGAAGAUGUUGGAGGCAAUGACGCAACAUUAAAAGAAGUCUGCAAAAUGCUGAUACACAUGCGUCACCCAGAGGUAUACCAGCACCUUGGUGUCGUACCUCCUCGUGGAGUUCUCUUGCAUGGGCCACCAGGCUGUGGGAAGACAUUACUUGCGCAUGCCAUUGCUGGGGAACUUGACUUGCCAAUUCUGAAAGUGGCCGCACCAGAGAUUGUGUCAGGAGUUUCUGGAGAAUCUGAGCAAAAGCUCAGAGAUUUAUUUGACCAAGCUGUGUCAAACGCACCCUGUAUUGUUUUCAUUGAUGAAAUUGAUGCUAUUACCCCCAAAAGAGAAGUUGCUUCAAAAGAUAUGGAACGAAGAAUUGUAGCCCAGCUUCUAACCUGCAUGGAUGAUCUGAAUAACGUGGCAGCUACAGCUCGAGUUCUAGUAGUUGGAGCUACUAACCGACCAGACUCUUUGGAUCCUGCUUUAAGACGUGCAGGAAGAUUUGACCGAGAAGUAUGCCUGGGUAUCCCAGAUGAGGCUUCCAGAGAAAGAAUACUUCAAACUUUGUGCCGAAAACUGAGACUUCCAGAAACUUUCAAUUUUUGUCACUUAGCACACCUAACGCCGGGCUUUGUUGGUGCUGAUCUGAUGGCACUUUGCCGAGAGGCAGCCAUGUGUGCAGUCAAUAGGGUCUUGAUGAAGCAGCAGGAGCAGCAGAGUCCUGAGAUGGAAGGGUUGCCCCCUAAAGGAGCCCAGGAGGAGAGGCGGGGGGCUGACCCCACUUCUGAAACACAGGAUGAAUUGCAAAGGCUGUUGAGGUUGCUAAGAGACCAAGAUCCCCUCUCACAGGAACAGAUGCAAGGACUGUGCAUUGAAUUAAAUGAUUUUAUUGUUGCUCUAGCGGAAGUCCAGCCUUCUGCCAAAAGGGAAGGCUUUGUAACUGUCCCUAAUGUGACAUGGGCUGAUAUUGGCGCCCUGGAAGAUGUUAGAGAAGAGCUCAUUAUGGCAAUAUUGGCACCAGUUCGCAACCCAGACCAGUUCAGAACGCUUGGUUUGGUGACUCCAGCUGGCAUCCUCCUAGCUGGUCCUCCUGGAUGUGGGAAAACUCUGCUAGCAAAGGCUGUGGCAAAUGAGUCUGGACUAAAUUUUAUAUCCGUCAAAGGCCCUGAGUUAUUAAAUAUGUAUGUUGGUGAGAGCGAGCGUGCGGUGCGACAGGUUUUUCAGCGAGCCAAGAACUCAGCACCCUGUGUGAUAUUUUUUGAUGAAGUGGAUGCUUUAUGUCCUCGAAGAUCAGACCGAGAAACAGGUGCUAGUGUCCGUGUGGUGAAUCAGCUGCUUACAGAGAUGGAUGGAUUGGAAACACGCCAGCAAGUUUUUAUUUUGGCUGCCACUAAUAGACCAGAUAUCAUUGACCCCGCCAUUCUGCGCCCAGGCCGGCUGGACAAAACACUCUUUGUGGGUUUGCCACCCCCAGCAGAUCGUGUUGCCAUAUUAAAGACUAUCACAAAAAAUGGCACCAAACCUCCACUGGAUGAAGAUGUAAAUUUGGAAGCAAUUGCCAAUGACCUUCGUUGCAAUUGCUAUACGGGUGCAGACCUCUCUGCUUUGGUACGAGAAGCUUCUCUCUGUGCCCUGAGACAAGAAAUGACCAGACAGAGGAGUGUGAUUGGAACAGGUGAGCUCAUGGUCAGCCAUAAACAUUUUGAAGAAGCUUUCAGGAAAGUAAAGCCAUCUAUAUCAGUAAAGGAUCAAAUGAUGUACGAAGCUCUGCAGAGGUCCCUCAGUCAGUGACGUUUGCAGUACCUGGCAUAAAGGUGUCCAGUGCAUGGAACUCACCAAGAAUCACCCUUCCUCUGAAGGGUCUGUUCUCAGCCUGACACAGAUGACUUCAUUAUAAGCAUUUUAUUUUCAAAUUAUUGAGACCCAACUGGAGAAGAUGAUGUUUCCCAUCUGACCAACUUUGUGGAAAAACUACCUACCUCUUCAUUAAGAAAAAGAAAGAAAAGGGGACUGAUAAAGCCUUUUUCAAAUAAAAUUUUAUUUUGAAAUAUCUUGAUCAUAUGUAAAGUUACAAAAAACUUUUUCUGAGAAGUGGUCACCUCACUCCUCAUCACCCCAGAUACACAUUCAUGUAGGUUUUCUGUAAACCAAGAUAUUUUCCUAUAUAACCAACUGGUCAAAAACACUGACACAUUGCUGCUAUUAUCUAUUUCCAGCCGUCUUUCUCAGCUGCUCUAAUGUCAUUUCUAGUAAAAGGGUCUAGUCUAAAUUAGCUAUUCCAGUGUGUUAAGUCUUUUAGUUCCCUUAAAUAGUUUCCAACAGUUUUUUUUUCUUAUUGGGUUUUUGUUUGGAAACAGUUUGUAUGUAUCCUUGACUUGCCUGGAAUUUAUAUUUAGAAUAGGCUGGCCUCCGCCUCCUACGUGUUCUGUGUGCCCCCAAAGCCUUUUGGAGUUCAUAGGUCAGUGAUUGGGUUCACUUAGUUUGCAUCUUUUUGAAGAUAGAGUAAUUAAACUGCACUGUCUUGGGUGGUAAUGUAAUUUCAUUGUCACUGAAGACCGUCACUCUGGUCACGUGAUUCAAGGGCUUCUGAUAGGCUUCUUUGUAGGAAGGUGUUUUCACCUCUUACACAUGCAUUCCACCCUCACAAGAUUCAGAGUAUAAUGUUUUUUAAUUUAUCAUUCAUUUUCGUGAUUUGAUUUUCAGAUUGUCUCAGAUUGUGUCUUUAGUGGAUUUCUAAGAUGUUUUGUAAAUGAUUUUGUAUCAUGAUUAUUUCGUCAAACCAUUUAAUUGUUGCUGUCUAAAACAGGUCUAAUUACUUCAUUUUCUUCCUAAGUUUUUAUUCUAUCUCAUUGUACAAAGUCUUUGAGAUUACUUUUAAGAAUGUUAUUGAUGGGGCUGGAGAAAUGACUUAGUAAUUAAGAGUACAUAGUGCCCUUUUAGAGGACAAAGUGUGAUUCCCAGCUCUUACAUAAGCAGCUCAACACUGCCUGUACUCCCAGCUCCAGGAGAUCCUACACCUCCAGCUUCCAUAGGCACCUGUGCUCACGUACAUGCAAACCCCCCCCCAACACACACAACACACACUUUUUAAAAAAAUAUAUAUAUAUAUAUUUUUUUAUAAAAAAAUGAGAUUGAUAAUGUGUUGACAAGAUGGCCCAGCAGGUAAAGGCACUUGCUACCAAGCCACACAACCUGAUUUUGAUCCUGGAGACCCACAUGGUAGAAAGAAAGAACUAAGUCCUGAAAGUUGUACUCUGACCUCUAGGUGUGUCUCUCACACAUACAUAUAAAUAUAUAAAUUGGAAAAAUAUGACUGAAAUAAAAUCAGGUUUACAAAGGUCAACAAGACUCCUUUUUCUUGACUUCAGAGAAGUUUGCAGGUACUAAACAAAAUGACACUGUUCAAUGAAGGACAUAAAGGAGAACGAUAUUAGAUCCCAGGAGACCAACGGAGGCUAGAAGAAAAAACAAACCAGGAUCAGUAGAGGUAGAUAAUUGAGGAUGAGCGGGAAAUUAGGAGUAAAUGCCGGAAAGCCUUAAACAGUAAACCUGAGCAGUUGAGUCUGAUGCUGUACUUACUACAUGCCCAAAAGAAAACACCACCUGGCAUAUCAGAGGUCUUCUGAUAACCAAAUGCUGGGUCCAAGCACAUUUUACUUGUGGUAGCCUGGACAUAAAUGCAGACCGUAUAAGGGCUGUGGCACAAGUUGAACAGAAGUCAGUUACUGAGCAGAAAAUAGAUUCCAGCAUGUCUGCAAAUGACAUUUUUGAACAUGCUCUAUAUACUGCUUGACACUCCUAUGUGUUCUUAUGAUGUUCUCAACUCAGUGAGGUCUGUUGACAUCCUAUUUUUUCAUAUCAUUUUAUAAAAAUGAAGAUUGAGAUUUUUCUAAUACUACAGCCUAAAUAGUCUGGCUAUAACUGCUGAAGAAGAUCCAUCCUGUUUAGAAACAUCUGGAAUUGCAUCUAUUGUCCUCACCAAAGAUUUAGCCAUCUUAAAUACAUUUUGUAGCCAAAUAUGGUGUCACAUGCCUUUAAUCCCAGCACUUGGAGGUAGACGGAUGGACCUCCCAGUUCUAGACCAGCAAAGACUGUAUCAUGAAACUGUCUUUUGUAAAAAAAUAAAAACAAAAAAAAAAUUUUGUGUCAGACACUGCUGACAUGAUGAAGGAGCAACCUCAGAAGAACUUUUUUGCCUAAUUUGGUGUGGGCCAGAUACUGCUAAUUGUUCCUUGAUACCCAUUGUAAUUUCCUUUCCCUUUUGUUAAGAAGAGCCUAGAAACCCGGGGUUAGUGAAGUUGUGGGUCGCAGAAGAGAGCAUACUACCACCACAUAGACUAGCAUAACCUCUAACUGCAUUCUGGAGCAUACUCUCAGAUAAGUAUAGCUCUCACCCCACAUCCAAGAAGCUUCUCUUUGCAGCAGAGCCCAUUACAGAAAACUACAACUGGCCAUAGUGCAAAGACUUGUUUGGUUCCCAGCCCCAGCAGAUACAUCUACAGCACAACUCCUGGACCCAAGGCUCAGGGAAUAGCAAGGAAGAGAGAGUGGAAGAUUGUUAAGAGCCAGAAGAUCAGAAGUCUGCUGUGAGAUUGUGUCUCUUAGACACGACAAGGAAGCUACACCUGUGACACCCUAACAGUAUGCUUGCCUAACAAGACCUGAACAAUAGGCAGCUAAGGACUGCUGAGAGAGUUCAUCUCUCCCAGGGAUGAGCCUCCCUAGUUGGUUAUCGUAAUCCAAUAAAAAGUGACCAGUCCUGAAAUGUUAAACUGAUUUAACAGAUUGAUAGACUGUAUUUGUGUGUGUGUGUGUGUGUGUGUGUGUGUGUGUGUGUGUGUGUGUAAAACAAAAGGCAAGCAGUUCAAGAGUGACUGGGGAGCCGGGCGGUGGUGGCGCACGCCUUUAAUCCCAGCACUCGGGAGGCAGAGGCAGGCGGAUCUCUGUGAGUUCGAGGCCAGCCUGGUCUACAAAGGGAGUUCCAGGACAGGCUCCAAAGCUACAGAGAAACCCUGACACGAAAAAAAAAAAAAAAGUGACUGGGGGUUGAUGGGAAAUGUUUGAGAAAGGGAAGGGGAAAGUGAUAUAAUUUUUACAAAGUUAACUAUGAC